This is a messenger RNA of Paramisgurnus dabryanus, 3022 nucleotides long. RefSeq lists its product as uncharacterized. The record is from RefSeq and is a predicted model, not a curated record. Lineage: Eukaryota; Metazoa; Chordata; Actinopteri; Cypriniformes; Cobitidae. Gene Ontology annotation, molecular function: protein binding.
AUGAUGGGUGAGCAUCUUGUGUUGUUGGAGCCCAUCUCAUCAUCCAGUCCACAGGCCAGCUGAGGCUGCUGCGCAUGCGCGUCAUGCUGCGCACCGGAGCAGCGCUAAUGGCGGAGAGCGUGCGGUCGCCGUUCGACUACCGGGAGCCCCCGACCCUCGACAGCGACGGGGAUGGCAGCAAGCCGCCGCCACAGCGUGGGCGUGUGUGUGGCAGGAAGAGGAAGGGGACCCCGGUGAAGGUGUGUGAGCGUGCAGCAUAUGUGUCAGAAGAUGAAGAGGAGAGUCUGUCUGAACACAGCUACAGCCCAGGAGAUGAGCAGUACACGGAGGGUGCCGAGGAUACGCUCCCUCCACCGGGCAGCCCAUACUAUCUCACUGAUCACACACAACUCUGCGUGCCUGAGCUCGAUGAGGAGGGUUCGAGUGGAGUCCGAGGUCCUGUGCUGUUUCAUCCGCCACCCAACUGCAGGAUUCGAGAGGUGCACUGUGGCAGUCAGGUGCGGCUUGUCGUCAUAGCGAUUCGAGAUAUCGCCAAAGGCGAGGAGAUCACGGUGGACUACAGCCUGACCGACUGGGGAGAAAAUCCUAUGGGUUUCCAUACUUCUGUGUCCCCACGUGGGUUUGAAUGUGGAUUCAACCCAGAAAACAACAUCAAGAAGGAGGAGGAGCCAGGCUCGCUUCCACUGUCUCUCACUGUUUCUGACUAUCUCACUCCAUCAUGGUCUCUCUCGCCCUCCUCCUCGCCGCUCUCUCACUCUGAGGCCAGCGACUCCGACCGAGAGGAAGACGAAGAGGAGGAAGAUGAUGACGACGAUGAUGACGACGACGAAGAGGAGCUGGAGGACCUUAGGGGCCGUAUGAUGAGACGGCGCAAGAAACGGAAAACCUUAGUGACCGUCAAGAAGAAGACCACACCCAGGGCUCAACCCCACCCUCUGUCCUUCACUCCCCCCACCCCCUCGUCGUCCUCCCCCUUCCAGCAGUCUUUGACUACACCCACAACAAACAUAAACAAUAACAUAAACAUAAAUAUUGGGCACGGCGCUAGCGGCACCGUCUCCCAUCGACAGCACUGCCCGUACUGCGGCCGUCACUUCCGAUCGCUCGCCCGUCACCUCGAAAAACAUCACGACCAGCAGCCCGAGGUACGAGCCGCCAUGGAGCUGUCUCACCUCCAGACGCAAGCCCCAGCCACCACCUCUUUUUCUUCUCCCGCCCGACCCACGUCCACCUCUGGACCGUCCCUGUUUUCCCACCCGCAAGAUUCCCUGUCUCCGGCAUCUAAACCCGGAGCGGUCUCCUUCUCGCUCUCCCUGUCCCAGCCUCCUUCCUUGAACCCCUCUAAAAAGAACGCCACCGCCCUCUCGACGGCAACUAAAAAAGGCACGGUGAAGACGGUUGGCAAGACGCCGCCGGUCACACCUGCCAGGAGGGGACGCCCACCAAAGAAAGAAAAGGAAGAACAACAGAAGAAACGGGAAGAGGUGAAGCAAGUGCCAGAAGAAGCUCCUCCUACUCCAGGUAAGGAGGAAGAAGAAGAAGAUGAAGAUACGAGACAUGAUGGGCCUGCAGAUGAGAAGAUGAGUGCUGAGACAGUGAGCUCUCAGCGGUCACACAUGCCUCCUCUGCUGUCUUCGCUCUCCACACUGGUUGUGUAUCUCCGACAACAGCAGCACUCAUCUUUUCUGUCCUUGUCUCGCUCUGCGGGUUCGGCGGAGGCCUGGCGUCUGCUCUGUCACUCCAGUCUGGCGCUUCUGAUUCUGUACAACCGUCAUCGUGAGUGCGAGGUGGCCAAACUCACCAUACAGGACUACCGCAACCGGUCCAGCCCCUCUCGCCUCUCUCCUCUGGAGUCGUCCCUUUCUCCUUUUGAACGUCACGUUCUCUGUCAUCUCGCCCGGGUGGGCGUGUUGGGCAAACGCGGUCGCGUUCAGCCCCUCGUUCUUCCUCCUCAUUCCGAGUCCUGUCUGGAUCUUCUCCUGAAGACCUCCACUGAAGUGGGCGUCGAUCCGGAAAGCCCGUACGUCUUUUCUCGGCCGUACCAUUCCCCUGCCACGCCGCUCCGUGGAACGGACCUUCUCCGAGGUUUGGCGCGCACUAGCGGUGCUAAGAAUCCCACCACGCUCACCGCACCGCGCUCUCGCCGGCAGGUGGCCAUCUUCACUCAGCUCCUCUUGCUGGAGGAGGGCGAACGACCUGCGGGUGCGGCGGCCAAACGAUUGGAAGAUUUCCUCCAGAGAGAGUAUCACGUGACUCAGAGCUGCGCUCGGAUCGGUCAGGACCCGGGGCUGAUGAGCCGGGUGGGACGGGUGGUGCUGUACGGAGAAAGAGAUGGAGUGCUGUUCAGAGGAAUGAGUCUUCAAAACAUCUGUCUCGAACUGGACGUGAUGUCAGGGAACUCUGCCGACUCGUUCUCUGAUGAUUCUGAUGCAGACGGUGAUAAGAAUAAAGACAAAGUUCAGGUGGGAAAGAAAAGAGCAUCCAGCAGUCGAGGACCACGACCCAAAAAAUCAGCACCGGCCACGCCCACCCCUACAGCUACACACAAGAGGAGGAGUUCUCAGGUCAAAUCAGGUAAGCGUGGGGUCCUGAAGCGGCCGUGGUCUGAAGCCGAACGCGUUGCCGUGGAGACUCACCUGAAGCAGAACAUCGUGGAUCUGCGUGUACCUGCGAAAGCUGACUGUGAGCGCUGUCUGCAGCUCUGUCCUCUGCUGGUCAGUAACCAGCGCGACUGGAGGGCCAUUAAAUUUUACUGUCAUAACCGGAUUCAGUUAUUAAAGAAACAGGGCCGCAGAGAAGGAAACAUCACCGCCGUCUGUUAACACAACACUCGCUUACACUUACACAAACUAUUCACCUCACUGAAGAUCAUUCACAUCUAUCAACAUCCCAUAAACAACGUUCUCAUGAAGUUAUUAUUGACUGAAAUCCUUCAUUUGCAUGUUAUUCAUUAUAUUUUCACAUUACAACACGAGACAGACUCUGUUUGUGUCAGGUGAGAUAUUUCUUUAAUCUGUCACGU